Messenger RNA from Guyanagaster necrorhizus, 760 nucleotides. RefSeq lists its product as uncharacterized. Lineage: Eukaryota; Fungi; Basidiomycota; Agaricomycetes; Agaricales; Physalacriaceae. The coding region runs from base 144 to 617 and encodes 157 amino acids. The transcript is spliced from 2 exons. The record is from RefSeq and is a predicted model, not a curated record.
GAAAAUGAAUCGCGUGUUGAAGGGCACGCUUACGAUGUUGUUCAGUUUCCCCAGAUUCUGGCAUUGGAAGUUGAAAAUCACUCAAUGCUUCAUCGGCUAUCUACCCCAGGGCUCCAAGCGCUCAAAUAUCAGUGAUCCCAACGAUGCCCACGUGGUCCUCAAUUUUCUCGCGAUCUCCAGAUGCAACCUCACCUGCCUCGGUAUACUGUGACUUUGCUGAAAGCGGACCGUUCGUCACCCUGCUUCCGAACCUUCCUAAUAUACAUCAUCUUAAGAUUUCCUAUCUGGGCAUGCUUGAUGGUGACUACCCCGAUGUCUUUGAGACCCUUCGCCUAGGGGAUGGAGCCCGCAACUUGGUUCCCAACCUGCAGGAGCUAACGUUGGACACCUACAACACCUGCAUCUUCAACCCUGACGACUUUCCGGAGUUGCCGUCGGAUUUGUUCAAGAGCAUAAUACCGUCGAGGCUAGGGAGGCUCUGCAGGCUCACACUUUUACAGAAGUUAGAUGAGAUAUCUGAGUGUGUUAAAAUCCUGAUGAAUACGGGUCUGGACGUGGUGGUGGACUGGGAUGGGACAAUGGAGGACUCGUGCAAUUACUCUGAUGAAAAAAAAUAAUGAUCAAAAUGAAUACUUUUUUUUUUUAAUUUACCAGAUCCCGGACCGAUGGUCCGAAUGAGACAUGCGCCUGUUUCAUCUUAGGCCAUCCUUUUCAAGUUCCAUCUUCGAGCUUCUAAAUAGGGUCUUUUAAACCGCACGAU